GGCGUCUGUUCCCAUGGUGCUUUGCGCGCAGGUGUCAUGGCGGCUCUCUAGUCAGUAUCAGUGCGGGCGUUUAUUAUUGUUAACGAAGCGCCUUAAUUCUUCUUCUGAUGUAUGUAACAAAUCUAAGGGAUUAUCUGACUUUAUCGCGGACGCACUAAUACCUCUUCAGGGCACGCCGAACGCUUACAGAAGCAGUUUAUUUACUCAAAAGCUAAGAUACGCUAGCAUCUGUGUAUGAAGUGAGUUUGUAAACUCGGAAUAACUCAUAAAACGGAUCAUACACGCGCUUAUAAACUCUUUUCCACCACUAAUCGAUUUCGAAACGAAGACUAUGAGCACACAGUACAGUAUACUAUUCAAGCAGGAGCAUGCUCAUGAAGAUGCCAUCUGGACAGCGGCAUGGGGUCGCAGCGAGAAGGACGGGUCAGAAACCAUCGUGACCGGAUCUUUGGACGACCUGGUAAAAGUGUGGAAAUGGUCGGACGAAAAGCUGGAGCUGCAGUGGACGCUGGAGGGUCACCAGCUGGGUGUGGUGUCGGUGGACAUCAGUCAGAACGGAGCAAUCGCCGCCUCCACCUCUCUUGACGCUCACAUUCGACUCUGGGACCUGGAGACUGGUAAACAGAUAAAGUCCAUGGACGCGGGUCCAGUUGACGCUUGGGCGGUCGCCUUUUCUCCUGACUCCAAAUACAUCGCCACUGGCAGCCAUCUAGGGAAGGUCAACAUCUUCGGCGUGGAAAGCGGGAAAAAGGAGUACUCGCUGGACACCAGAGGGAAAUUCAUUCUGAGCAUCGCCUAUAGUCCAGACGGAAAGCACUUAGCCAGCGGUGCAAUAGACGGAAUCAUUAAUAUAUUUGAUAUUGCGACUGGGAAACUCCUGCACACGCUGGAAGGUCACGCGAUGCCUAUCAGGUCUCUGACCUUUUCUCCAGACUCUCAGCUGCUGGUUACCGCAUCAGACGAUGGCUACAUCAAGAUUUAUGACGUGCAACACGCUAACCUGGCCGGGACACUCAGCGGUCACGGGUCCUGGGUCCUGAACGUGGCCUUUUCACCCGACGAUACGCACUUUGUGUCCAGUUCAUCUGAUAAGAGUGUGAAGGUGUGGGACACAAGCAGCAGAUCAUGUGUGAACACGUUCUUUGAUCAUCAGGACCAGGUUUGGAGUGUGAAAUACAACCCCACAGGCUCAAAAAUCGUCUCUGCCGGUGAUGACCGAGCCAUUCACAUUUACGACUGUCCGAAGUGAAGCUCUGAUAGCCACACCCACUCAAGACCACAACAUGCAUGCAAAUGAUUUUUUAUUUCAUAGUUUCAUUGCAAUGUCAACAUCUAUAUAUGGUGAUACAAUUAAAUGUUGUUUUUUUUCUAAAAAAC
Molecule: messenger RNA, 1377 nt
Organism: Pimephales promelas (fathead minnow)
Lineage: Eukaryota; Metazoa; Chordata; Actinopteri; Cypriniformes; Leuciscidae
Gene: skic8
Product: SKI8 subunit of superkiller complex
Cellular component (GO): Cdc73/Paf1 complex
Molecular function (GO): protein binding
Source: RefSeq, a predicted model, not a curated record